Messenger RNA from Cryptosporidium muris RN66, 2592 nucleotides. RefSeq lists its product as uncharacterized. Gene Ontology annotation, cellular component: Mon1-Ccz1 complex; lysosomal membrane; late endosome membrane. The transcript has a single exon. The coding region runs from base 1 to 2592 and encodes 863 amino acids. Gene Ontology annotation, biological process: regulation of autophagy. Lineage: Eukaryota; Apicomplexa; Conoidasida; Eucoccidiorida; Cryptosporidiidae. The record is from RefSeq and is a predicted model, not a curated record.
AUGUAUUUAGACAAACUGGAAGAUUUUAAAAUACAAAAGAUCAAGUUUUUAACUAUAAAUGAAUUGUUACAAAUAUCUAAUUUAGAUGAUAAAAAUAUUAUAGGGGAUAUUUUCUUAAGAGAAGAUUUAAAUGAAUAUACUGGAUUUUAUGCAGAUUCAAAUAAUAAUUUACUUAUAUAUAAUCAUUCUAAUAAAGAAUUAUUUAAAAUAACUAAUACAGAGAUUAUAAAAUAUGAACUAGAUAUUCCCUUAUUACAAUAUAUCCCCGAAUACAUGAUAUUAUAUGAAAAAAGAACAAAAAGUGGAUUAUCAACAAAUUUUGAAAAUAUGAAUGAAGAUGAAGUGAUUAAAUAUGUUGCAUUCAUUAAAAAUAAAGUAAAUCUAUGCUUAUAUUGCUUAAAUGGAUCUUCUAAUACAUUUUCACUUGUAUAUGAAAAACUAAUUAUUGAUCCAAAUAAUACAAAUAUAAGGAUUUUUGGUUUAUUAUGGUGGGAUACCCCAAAUAAUACUAAUAUAUUAUUAAUGGUAAUAACAAGUAUUGGUUUAUAUUUAUAUGAAUAUAAUGAUGAUAAUUUAAUAAUAAAAUGGCAAGAAGAAUUUUUAUGUCAUAAUGCAUGGUAUGAAUUAGAUAGUAAGACAAUUGUCCUACAAGUAGGUCCAAAUACAUUAACUCCUCUAUUAUAUUUAAGAACUGAAAGUAAUAAUAUUGGAAUUCAGAAAUCACAAAAUUUAGAUUUAUUAUUAAAUAGAGAAAUUGAAAGUGAUGAAGUAAUUAUUUUAAAUUUAUAUGGUGACAUUUUUUGUACUCAUUUAGACUAUUUUAAUGGUAGGGUAUCAUUAAGAGAUUUAUAUAAUCAAGAUAACAUUGAUUUAGUUUUAGAUAUUGAUAAUAAAUUUAAAAAAUUUUCAUUAUUUUUAUUGGAUAAUAUUUUAGUUAUUAUAAGUUUAGAAGGCAAUAAAAAUGAUUCUAUAAAAUCAAACAAUGAUAAUUUAUUUAAUAUUAUAGGAUUUUAUGAUAUAAAAUUAUUACCAAAUAUAAAGAAUAAUAAAUAUAAAAGUUUAGAAAGUGACUCAAAUAUAGAUAAUUUAGAACAAUAUUAUUAUAUUAUACCUUGCUUAUAUGAAGAUAAUUGCUCUGAUAAUAUUUUUAUUAAUAUCAAGAAUAAAUCAGAUUUAAUGAAUUUAGAUUCAUUUAUAGAUAAAGAUGAAUGUGAUGAUACUAAAUCUAUAAGAUACUUAAAUAAAUAUUCAGAAUUGCCAGAUGUUAAUAAUAUUUAUUUAAUAUUAAGAAAUGGUUGUAAUCUAUUAAUUUUUAUUUCAAAAAAAGAUUUUAAUUCUUCAAACAAUAAAUAUGAUAUAAGUUUUAAUAAGAUUCAUUUGUCUAAUAGAAAAAUAAUGGAGAAAAUAAUUUUACCACUUAAUAAUAUUGAUAAUAAAGAAAUUAAUUUAAAAGUACUUCCACUUAUAUUUAAUCGUAAAAAUUGGAAUAAUGAUUUUUAUAAUUAUAUUCAAGAAUUUGUAGAAUUUGAAAAAUCAAAUAAUAAAGUAUUAAAUAAUAAUCUUUGUAAUUCAUAUCCUAGAUCAAUAAAUAUUUUAUUAGAGAUAUUACAAGUAAUGUAUGAAGUGAAUAUAACUCCUGAGUUUCAAUUUUAUAAAUUAAUAAUUGAACUAAUAUUAUUUUAUAAAAUUCCAUUGUUAUUACGACAAUUACUACAAUAUCAUAUUAUAGAAGAUUCUAAUCAAUUAUUAUUAUUAUUACUUAAUUUUUAUACUGAAUAUAAUAAAAUAAAGAAAACAAAUUUAAUUAGAUACCAUUUAGAUGAUAAUUUAAAUAAUAUAAAUAAAUUAUCCAAAUCAGAUCCCAUAAAUGAAAUAAAAGAUAAUAAUCAAUUUAAUAUUAAUGAAGAAAAAUAUUUAGAUGAAAUAAAUUUAAAUUCUCAAAUUAGUUCUACAAAGUCAUUAAAUUAUUUAAAUUUAGAAUGGUUAGGACAAAUAUGUUUAGAUAUGGCUAAUCGUCUACAAAAUAUUUAUAUUAUAAUAGAAAUACUUAUAAUUAAUAAACAAUAUAGAAGAAUAAUUCCAAUUCUUAAAGAUAAAUCAAAAAAAAGUCUUUAUGGAUAUAAACAAGUAUCUUCAUAUCCUCUUCACAAGAUUUUAAAAAUUGUAGGUAUGGAUAUAAUUCAACAACAAAAAGAUCCUCUUCUAUUGAAAACAAUAAUCACACAAAUUAAAGAAUGGUUUGAUGAAUAUAAUAUAAAUAAUCAGACUGUUUGUAAACCUAAUAUUAAGAAGUGUCAAAGAUGGUUACCAUUACUUUAUGAAGAUGAAGUAGGUAUUGAAGCUGAUUAUGAAGAUAAUAAUGUUGUAAGUGAAUUAGAACCAGAUCAAAUAUUGUCAAAUAAAGAUAUGAUUAAUAAGAAUGAAUCAAAUUGUACAGUUCUCAAUAAUUUAAGUAAUAAUAAUGGAAUUCUUAAAAUAACUCCAUUUAUCAAAUUACCAUUUGUACCAUUGAAUAAUCAAGAUUUAAGAUUAUAUUCUGAUAAUUCUCUAUCUGUAACAUCUUCUAGUUUUGAUAGCAAUGAUAAUUUAUAG